Molecule: messenger RNA, 21028 nt
Organism: Ceratina calcarata
Lineage: Eukaryota; Metazoa; Arthropoda; Insecta; Hymenoptera; Apidae
Product: ankyrin-2
Exons: 39
Coding region: 371-20956 (6861 amino acids)
Biological process (GO): lipid transport; lipoprotein metabolic process; signal transduction
Cellular component (GO): extracellular region
Molecular function (GO): lipid binding; protein binding
Source: RefSeq, a predicted model, not a curated record
AGUUUUAAAACCGAUCAAAGCCGUACGGAGUUUCCAGGAGGGUAGUCGCGUUACGCUCGGUACUUUCUUAGACAGACUGAGUCCUUUCAAGUAAUACAUAUAUAUAUAUACAUACGGCUAUAUAUGUAUGUAUAGUUCGGCUCGCGCAACGGCAAACGUAUAAAAAAUGAUGGAACAUCGUGUAAUUUGACAGUGAAGAAACAUUUUAAUGGGAAAAGUGCCUCGGUGUCCUGUGAUAUCCGGAUUCUGGCCAGCGGACCGACAUUGGUAAUCAGCGAACGGAAGGAAGGCUCGAAGCUUGGAACGGGAAAGGGUGAGACAGGGUGACUCGGCGGCGGCGGCGGCGGCGGCGGUGGGUGAGGCUGAAGUGAUGACGGGCGAGGAAGGAAAGUGUGGGGGUGGUGUCGGGGCGGGGAACACGAACACGAACCUGACCGACAAUGCGAACAAUCUUAACGCGAAUGUUCACCCGAAUGUGAACGCCAACAUAAAUGUCAGCCAACAGAACGGAGGACCUGAAAAGGCGCCUGUCGUCGGCGGUACCAACGUGGAGACGUUACCCCGAGCUGGCAAACAAAGCGAUCCCAGUACGGCUUUCCUGCGUGCAGCUCGUGCGGGGCAGCUGGAAAAGGUUUUGGAAUACUUGGAGUCCGGAGUGGACAUUAAUGCUUCAAACGCUAACGGCUUGAACGCUUUACACUUGGCAGCUAAAGAUGGACAUUUGGAGAUCGUCCGAGAACUUCUUAACCGUGGCGCGGUGGUUGAUGCCGCUACCAAAAAGGGGAAUACGGCAUUACAUAUCGCUUCUCUUGCUGGACAGGAGGAGGUGGUACAAUUGCUUGUACAACGAGGUGCUUCUGUGAAUGCACAGUCACAAAAUGGGUUUACGCCACUCUAUAUGGCCGCACAGGAAAAUCAUGACUCUGUGGUCAAGUUCCUUCUGAGCAAAGGUGCCAAUCAAACAUUGGCUACUGAGGAUGGCUUCACCCCGCUGGCAGUAGCGAUGCAACAGGGUCACGAUAAAGUAGUAGCUGUACUAUUGGAAAAUGACACUCGUGGUAAAGUUCGACUGCCCGCCCUCCACAUUGCUGCCAAGAAAGACGAUUGCAAGGCGGCUGCCCUACUUUUACAAAACGAUCACAAUCCCGACGUAGUAUCGAAGAGCGGUUUCACGCCGCUCCAUAUAGCUGCACAUUACGGCAACGAUCGAAUUGCUUCCUUGCUUUACGAAAGAGGGGCCGAUGUGAACUUUACGGCAAAGCACAAUAUAACGCCGAUGCACGUGGCGGCGAAAUGGGGAAAGAUAAAAAUGGUGAACCUUCUAAUGAGCAAGGGGGCGAACAUCGAAGCGAAAACUCGAGACGGUCUUACCCCUCUUCAUUGCGCGGCGCGAUCCGGCCAUCACGAGGUCGUUGAUAUACUGAUCGACAAAGGAGCGCCGAUAGGUUCCAAAACGAAGAAUGGUCUUGCGCCGUUGCACAUGGCUGCUCAAGGAGAUCACGUUGAUGCUGCAAGGAUAUUAUUGUAUCAUCGGGCGCCGGUGGACGAAGUGACGGUAGAUUACUUGACGGCUCUACACGUGGCAGCUCAUUGUGGCCACGUACGGGUGGCUAAGCUUCUACUCGACAGAAACGCCGAUCCGAACGCGCGAGCUCUAAACGGUUUCACUCCGCUUCAUAUUGCUUGCAAGAAGAACCGAUUGAAGGUCGUUGAGCUCCUUCUAAAGCACAAAGCUAGCAUCGAGGCGACCACAGAGUCCGGAUUGACGCCUCUACAUGUAGCAAGCUUCAUGGGGUGCAUGAACAUAGUGAUUUAUUUACUGCAACACGCGGCUAGUCCCGAUAUACCGACAGUAAGAGGCGAAACGCCUUUGCAUUUAGCUGCCAGAGCGAAUCAAACUGAUAUUAUCAGGAUACUCCUUAGAAAUGGUGCCCAAGUUGAUGCCAGAGCAAGGGAAGAACAAACGCCACUUCAUGUUGCUUCCCGAUUAGGCAACGUUGAUAUCGUAAUGUUGUUACUUCAACACGGUGCCGAUAUAGACGCUACGACGAAAGAUUUAUACACACCGCUUCAUAUUGCUGCUAAAGAGGGUCAAGAAGAGGUUGCAUCCGUUUUGUUAGAAAACGGCGCAUCGCUUACCGCGACGACCAAGAAAGGAUUCACUCCCUUACAUUUGGCAGCUAAAUACGGUAACAUGAACGUAGCAAGAUUGUUGUUGCAGAAAAAUGCCCCUGUCGACGCCCAAGGAAAGAAUGGAGUAACUCCGCUUCACGUGGCAUCUCACUAUGAUCAUCAAAAUGUUGCGUUGCUGCUACUCGAUAAGGGCGCGUCGCCGCAUGCUAUGGCUAAAAAUGGUCACACACCAUUACACAUUGCCGCACGCAAGAAUCAGAUGGAUAUCGCAACCACUUUAUUGGAAUAUGGCGCGAAAGCAAACGCAGAAUCAAAGGCUGGAUUUACGCCGCUACAUUUGAGUGCACAAGAAGGCCACACCGAUAUGUCAACGCUUUUAAUCGAGCACAAAGCAGAUACAAAUCAUAAAGCAAAGAAUGGUCUCACGCCGCUUCAUUUGUGCGCACAAGAAGACAAAGUUAAUGUCGCUUCUAUUCUCGUUAAAAAUGGUGCUCAGAUCGAUGCUAAAACAAAGGCUGGUUAUACUCCGUUACAUGUGGCAGCUCAUUUUGGUCAGGCAGCUAUGGUACGAUUCCUCUUACGAUCCGGCGCAGCGGUUGACAGUAGCACGAAUGCUGGAUACACUCCACUGCAUCAAGCUGCUCAACAAGGCCACACUUUAGUAAUCAAUUUAUUACUUGAGGGCAAAGCGAAACCGAACACCACUACUAAUAAUGGCCAGACUGCGUUGGAUAUUGCACAAAAGCUCGGUUACAUUAGCGUUAUCGAAACUUUGAAAGUUGUUACAGAAACUGUAAUUACAACAACUCAUACGGUGACCAUAGAAGAGAAAUACAGAGUACAAGCUCCGGAAUCGAUGCAAGAGACAUUCAUGAGUGAUAGCGAAGACGAAGGUGGUGGUGAUGAAAUCGGCAUGGCAGCCAUGAAUGUGUACGGGCAGCCUCCACACGCGCAACACGUGUACCUUCCUUCUUACUACCAGGGCCAAAUGACCUAUACCCGUGAAGAUCCGAUGCUCAGCGACCAACAGCAAUACCGAUACAUGACUGUUGACGACAUGAAGUCCAUGGGGGAUGACUCGAUGCGUGUCAACGUGACAGACGACGAGAGGGACAAUCGACAUUCCGGAGCACCGACCAUAACCGAGAUGAUUACAAAAGAACAUUAUCAACGUACAAACGCUGCCAAUCUCAAACCAGAUAAUGUUGAUAUUAAUAGGCACCCAGUACAUGUCGGACCGUCCCUAGAGUCCUUAAACACAUCGCUGGCAGCUCUUGGUACCAUGUCGAAAGGACAAGGAAUGUGGAGGGACAGCUUCCUGGUUUCCUUCCUGGUGGAUGCACGAGGGGGUGCGAUGCGUGGGUGCAGGCACAGCGGCGUACGUGUGAUCGUUCCUCCCAGGAAAGCCGCGAUGCCAAUGCGAGUUACCUGCAGGUAUUUGAGGAGGGACAAACUAACGAACCCGCCACCCUUGAUGGAGGGAGAAGCCCUGGCCAGCCGUAUUCUGGAGCUCGGUCCCGUGGGUGCCAAGUUCUUAGGCCCCGUCAUCAUAGAAGUACCACACUUCGCUUCGUUGCGAGGGAAGGAACGCGAAAUAGUAAUACUGCGAUCGGAUAAUGGAGAAACUUGGCGCGAGCACACCUUGGAGGCCAGCGAGGAGGCUGUCCAGGAUGUGCUUAAUGAGAGCUUUGAAGGAGAAGAAUUAAGCCAGCUUGAGGAUCUCCAAACUUCCCGUAUCGUGAGGAUACUUACCGCGGACUUCCCACAUUACUUCGCUGUAGUGUCUCGCAUCAGGCAAGAAGUGCACGCAGUUGGUCCAGAGGGUGGCACAGUUUCCUCAUCGGCUGUUCCACAAGUGCAGGCCGUUUUCCCACCAGCGGCUCUUACCAAAAAGAUCAGGGUUGGCCUCCAGGCGCAUCCGAUACCGGCAGAUCUCGUAGCCAAGUUGCUUGGCAACCGAGUGGCCGUAUCACCGAUCGUAACCGUCGAACCGAGACGAAGAAAAUUCCACAAACCGAUAACUUUGACCAUACCCGUGCCACAAGCAGCCAACAAAGGCAUGAUCAACCAAUAUUCCGGAGACGCGCCGACGUUGAGAAUUCUGUGCAGCAUUACUGGAUUGAGUCAUUUAGGCGGUCAGUCACGGGCAGUCUGGGAGGAUGUCACAGGUUCGACGCCAUUGACGUUCGUGAAAGAUUGCGUAUCGUUUUCCACCACCGUGUCCGCACGCUUCUGGUUAAUGGAUUGUCGGAACAUCUCUGAAGCCACAAAAAUGGCUACGGAGCUGUACACGCACGCGACGCACGUGCCGUUCAUGGCUAAAUUCGUAGUAUUCGCGAAGCGAGUAGAUCCGUUGGAGGCGAGGCUGCGCGUAUUUUGUAUGACCGACGACAAGGAGGACAAAACGUUGGAGCAUCAGGAACAUUUCACGGAGGUCGCAAAGAGCCGCGACGUCGAGGUGUUGGAAGGCAAAACGCAGUACAUGGAAUUUUCGGGUAACCUCGUGCCGGUGUUGAAGAGCGGCGAACAGCUUCAACUGCCGUUCAGAGCGUUCAAGGAGAACCGCGUGCCGUUCACGGCGAGGGUGAAGGACCCGGACGCUGCGGACAUGAUGGGUCGUAUAAUGUUCAUGAGCGAGCCCAAAGUUCCUAAGGGUGAAUUGCCGCAAACGCCGAUUUGCACGUUGAACAUUUUACUGCCGGAGAAGAUCUCGUCGGAACCUGCAGCCUCGGAGAUGGACCUGUUAGAACUUUCGAAGAAUUACAGUUUCCUACGCGAUGGAGGAAUAAGUCGUCCAGACGCUAUUCACAGAGCGACUAUUCGGCUGACAGAUAUCGCGAACCUCCUGGACAACGACUGGGAGAAACUCGCGGAAGAGUUGAACAUACCGCCGAACGAGGUAUCGACGAUCAAAGAGGAGUAUGCUAACAAACCCGCCCAGCAAGCAGCGGCGAUGCUUAAAGUUUGGCACGGCAACGGGAACAAAGCUACCGGAAAUACUUUAGAAAAAGCGUUGAAUAAGAUUGGUCGCGAAGAUAUUGUGAAAAAGUGUAUAUUCAACGUCGAGUUGGUCACUGACGACGUUGAAAAAGCCGUCGCGAGGGUCCGGUUGGAUCAACCUGGAUUCGAUUCUUUGAAAGAAGAAUUGGGUCCGUCCAGGGACACCUCCCUGCGACGUGACGCGAAGAUGGAUCCAAAUAUGGACCCAGACUACGAUGAAUACAACAAAAGCAAGGAAACUGGAUCCAUUGAAGAUCUUAAUAUAAGCAGCACGAAACAAGAUACACCGAAACAGCAUGUCACGAUUACAAACGGCACUGUGUUCAACGGAACCUCGACCCCCAUCAAAGAUAAAUACGCGAGCGAGGAGAAAGAGCUAAGGGAUGUAAUGGCCGAUUUUCUCGAGCACAAGUGUCAGGUAGCGGACACGAUGAGCAAAAAGUCGCGCGACGAACUAGACGACAAAGACAAGAAACGGCAAAGGGUGAUCGCGGACGCCAACAAGAUCGUAUCCGGUGUAAUAGCAGACGCAGAGAAAGAGAAGGGGAAGUUAGCAAAGGAGGGGUGGUCGGUGGUUUAUGAUGAUGAUGAUGAUGCGCGGGACAAUAGAGAGGCGAGAGGUGUUGUAGUUCAAACUUUUGCUAGGGAACAGUUGACCGACAAAUUGCCUAAAGACAAGGGCGUUAAGUCCGAUACGGUAGUUAGCGAUCGAGAGCCGGUAGUCGAGCCGACGAUAGUCAAGCAGCGUUUUGUUCGCGACGGGAAGGGUGACUCGAACGUAACGAUUGUCGCGUCAAAAACGAUAGUUUCGAUGACCGAUGAUAAAGCGCAACCGGUGAUCACUCAGACGAUCACCGUGAAAGAAGUAGACUCGACGGUACCACCGCAAACGAUAACAAUUUCGAACGGUAAAGAGAGUAUAGUAAGUAAGAAGGAAAUGUUAUCUAAAGAAGGUAAGGACGUCGAUGAAAAGCUAACGAGUCCCACCAGCGCGAAGGCUAAGAAAGAAAUCGGGAAGCAAGACGUUUCACCUCAGAAAGAGGCUAAGACGAAAGAAACGAAACCAACCGACAAGCAACUAUCCGCUUACGAAAGCGUUUACAGUGUACAGUAUCCAUCCGAGGAUGAGAAACAGGAAGAUGAAUCGAAAAAGUCGAAGGACAAAAGCGGAAUACUUUCGGGUAUCUUCAAGGGAUCUAAGCUGAAGAAGAGUAAGUCGAAGGGUUCGAAGGAUAUGUCUGUCGAUAGUGGCGACGAGGAAGCAAAGGUAGCUGCGCCUGUAGAACACAGGACGCAGACAGUUCAUAUUACAUUCGAUUCGCAACCGGAUUCAAAACCGGCGGACGACAUUAAAUUAGCCACGAUGCAAUUUCUGGAUGACUCGAGACGCAUCGCCUCGACUGUACACGUACCUGAUGGCACAGUGACCACGACGCGAGUCGAGGAAUCUAAAACGAUAAGUAAAGAACCAGAUGACCGCACUGCGACAAUGGGAAGCGAUGCGAGUGACCAGGAGAAAGAGAAGGGCAGUGGUUUCUUCGGCAUAUUUAAAAGCCCCAAAUCGAAAGAGAAGAAGAUGAAAAAGGGCAAAGAGGCAUCGUUCGACAGCGGCGACGAGGAACUCCGAAUCGCCACAGAAAAAUUGUUGGACGAUACUCGAAAAGUUGCCGAGACUACGCUUGUCCCUUCUGCUCCUAAGAUCGAAGGCAAACAAGAGAUACAUACUUUCACAUCUCACGUUCGUUACGAAGAAGAUAUACCGAAAGAUAAAAUAAACGGACAUUCGUACGACAUCACGGAAAUCCAGAAGAAAUCUGAGACGGACAAGAGUAGUCCUCACAAAGAAGCCAACGGAAAGUCUGACGCUAAAAAACAGAAAGAACGGAGUCUUGAAAGACGGGCGGAUUCGCCGGACAAACGAGCGGAGAGUGAGAAGGAAGACGAGGAGAGUAAAGAAAAAGGUGGAUUCUUCAGCAUGUUUAAGAGUCCGAAAUUGAAAACCAAGAAGAGGAGUUCGUCUCGGGAGAAGAGUUCCUCGAAAGAAACCUCAUUCGACAGCGGGGACGAGGAGACGCGACACUUGACAGCGGAUUUCUUGCAAGACACGAAGAAAGUGGCAGACACUUUGCAUCAUGAGGAAGCACCAAAACAGAUUGUUGAGAAAACUGUGCCGGAGACAGUUUCUGAAGAACCUGUGGAUAAAGACAAGGGCAUUGGGAUCUUUAGCAAAUUCCGUAGUCCGAAAUUGUCCAGGGAAUCGCGAAGCAGAUCUCGGGAGAAGAGUGUACCAACACAGGAGUCGGUAAUAAGUCCGGAUAGUUCGAUACGCGAGGCCACCGUGAAAUUCUUGGAAGAUACCAGAAAUCUUGCGAGUGCGACAUUGGAAGACACCGCGAAACAAGCGGACAAAGCGACGACUGAAAUCAAGGAUACCGAUGCCGCUAAGAUGAAAAUAGACGAAGUUGAAGACAACUUAGAAGCUGCGAAGGAUAAAGCAGCGAAAGAAGCUAAGAAAGCUAAAGAGAAGACUGGCGGCUUCUUAUCUGGACUAUUCAAGAGUGCAAAACAUGCGGCGGACGAAGCAUCCGAAGAGGUAAAAGAAAUUGCCGAUGAAACAAAGAAGGAAGUCACCGAAGGCAAGGACAAAGUCGUUGCGGAAGCGAAAGAUGCGAAGGAUAAAAUAGCUGCGACGGUGAAGGAUACAAAAGACACUGUCAGUGGAAAGGUGUCUGAAGCUGGGCAGAAAAUAUCAGAUACUGGCAAAGCUGUCGGUGAGAAAGUUGUCGAUGGAGCCAAACGACUUGAAGAGAAAGUAGAUUCUGCAGCUCACGACGUAGUUGAUAGUGCAAAAGCAGCUAAAGACAAAACAGUUGUCAAAGCAACGGAUGCUAAAGAUACUGUCGUGACCGCCGCAAAAGAUACGAAGGACAAAGUUAAAGAAAAAGUGAGUGAAGGUGCCCAAAAGGUAGCGGACACUGGUAAAGCAGUUACCGAGAAAGUGGUUGAAGGUGUGAAGGUUGCUGAAGCGAAAACUAAAGAAACUGCACAAGAAGUAGCUGACAGUGCGAAAACAGCAAAGGAUAAGGUUGCUAAAGAGAUUAAGGAAGACACUGAGGCAGCGAAACAAAAAAUAUCGUCUGGAGUAGAUACCGUGGUAGAUGGUACAGCAGCAGCGAAAGAUAAAGCUGCGAAGGAAGCCAAGAAGGCGAAGGAAAAGACGGGUGGUUUCCUUUCGGGACUCUUCAAGAGCGCAAAACACGCUGCUGAAGAAGUUUCCGAUGAUGUUAAAGAGUUCGUCGAUGACACCAAAAAGGAAGCAGCUGAAGAGGAAACACGAGCUCGUGAAACUGCAGCAGCGAAAUUGAAGGACGUCGAAGCAGCGAAAGAUAAGGCAGUCGCAGAAGCAAAAGAUGCCAAGGAUAAAGUAGUGGCCGCGGCGAAGGAUACUAAAGAUAAGAUCAGCGAGAAAACGUCCGAAAAUAUACAGAAAGUAUCCGAUACUGGCAAAGCAGUUGGCGAGAAAGUGCUAGAUACCGCAGAGAAAGCUAAGGACAAAACAGAAGCAACAGCUCGUGAAGUAGCUGACAGCGUAAAGUCCGCAAAAGAUAAGGCAGCUAAGGAAAUUAAGGACGAUGCUGAGGCUGUAAAACAAAAAGUUUCAGCCGGAGCUGCAACUGUGGCGGAUAGCGCAGCUGCGGCGAAGGAUAAAGCCGAGAAAGAAGCUAAAAAAGCAAAGGAGAAGACCGGUGGUUUCUUGACUGGACUGUUCAAGGGAGCCAAGCAUGCCGCUGAUGAUGUUUCUGACGAAGUUAAAGACUUCCUGGACGAGACCAAGAAGGAAGCAGCGGAGGAAGAAGCUCGAGCUCGCGAGGCUGCAGCAGCGAAAUUGAAGGAUGUCGAAGCAGCGAAGGACAAAGCAGUCGCAGAAGCAAAGGACGCGAAGGACAAAGUAACAACUGCAGUGAAGGAUACCAAAGAUGCGGUUAGCGGAAAAGUGUCUGAAGCCGCACAGAAGGUAUCGGAUGCUGGGAAAACUGUUGGUGAGAAAGUAGCCGAUGGUGCGAAGAAAAUUGAGGAAAAGGCAGACGCUGCUGCUCACGACGUGGCCGAUAGUGUAAAGACAGCGAAAGACAAAGCAGCCGAGAAAGCAAAAGAUGCGAAAGAUUCCGUUGUGACAGCUGCUAAAGAUACCAAGGAUAAGAUCAGUGAGAAAGUCGUUGAGGGUGCGCAAAAAGUGAGCGACACCGGAAAAGCAGUUACUGACAAAGUUGCCGAAGGUGUUAAGGGUGCCGAAACGAAAACUAAGGAAGUUGCGCACGAUAUAGCUGACACCGCUAAAUCAGCGAAGGAUAAAGUGGCUAAAGAAAUUAAAGAAGACGCUGAAGCAGUAAAACACAAAGUGGAGUCUGGUAUUGACACAGUAACAGAUAGCGCGGCUGCAGCGAAGGACAAGGCAGCGAAGGAAGCUAAGAAGGCUAAAGAGAAGACCGGGGGUUUUCUGUCAGGAUUAUUCAAAAGUGCAAAACACGCAGCGGACGAAGUUUCUGAAGAUGUUAAAGAAUUUGUUGACGAAACGAAGAAGGACGCUGCUGAAGAAGAAGCUAAAGCGCGUGAGGCUGUAGCAAGGAAGCUGAAAGAUAUUGAUGCAGCAAAGGAUAAAGCAGCUGCUGACAUGAAAGAUGCCAAGGACAAAACUGUCGGUGCUGUAAAAGAUACAAAGGAUAAAAUCGUGGAAAAGGCGUCUGAUACUAUUGAUAAAGUACAAGAUGCUGGUAAAGCUACAUCCGAAAAGAUUACUCAAGAAGCUAAAGAAAUUGGUAAAGGCGUUGAUGCCACUGUCCAACAUAUAACCGAUAGCGCGAAGGCAGCGCAAGAUAAAGCUGCAGGAGAUCUAAAAGACGUUAAAGAUAAAACUGUAUCUGCCGUAAAAGACACUAAAGACAAAAUCAGCGAGAAAAUAUCUGAAGGCGCGCAGAAAGUAUCCGACACUGGGAAAGCGGUUGGUGAAAAAGUCGCAGACACCGCGGAGAAAGCUAAAGACAAAACAGAAGCAGCUGCUCGUGAAAUAACUGACAGUGCAAAGACUGCAAAGGAUAAAGCAGCCAAGGAAAUUAAAGAGGACGCUGAGGCAGUAAAACAAAAAGUUUCCUCGGGUGCAGCUGCAGUUGUCGAUGGCGCGGCUUCAGCGAAGGACAAAGCGGCGAAGGAAGCUAAAAAAGCUAAAGAGAAGACCGGUGGUUUUCUAUCAGGAUUAUUCAAAGGCGCUAAACACAGUGCCGAUGAAGCGUCGGCUGACCUUAGUGACUUCCUUGACGAAGCAAAAAGGGAAUCGUCUGUGGAGAAAGACCGUCUACGUGAUGCUGCUGAACAGAAGUUAAUGGACAUCCAAGCUGCAAAGGAUGAAGCUGUUCUGGCGGCCAAAGAUACAAAGUCUAAGGUUGCGACUGCUGUCAAGGACACCAAGGACACUAUCUCCACCGGAGUGUCCGAUGCUACACAGAAGGUGUCUGAUACUGGCAAAGCUGUUGGCGAGAAGAUUGCUGACGGGGCAAAACAUGUUGGAGAGAAAACAGAAGCCGCUGUAAAAGGAGCAGUCGAGGAUACAAAGGCAGCAAAGGAUAAAGCAGCUGCAGAUUUAAAAGGCGUUAAAGAUAAAACUGUAUCUGCCGUAAAAGACACCAAAGACAAAAUCAGCGAGAAAGUAUCUGAAGGCGCGCAGAAAGUAUCCGACACUGGGAAAGCGGUUGGUGAAAAAGUCGCAGACACCGCGGAGAAAGCUAAAGACAAAACAGAAGCAGCUGCUCGUGAAAUAACUGACAGUGCAAAGACUGCAAAGGAUAAAGCAGCCAAGGAAAUUAAAGAGGACGCUGAGGCAGUAAAACAAAAAGUUUCCUCGGGUGCAGCUGCAGUUGUCGAUGGCGCGGCUUCAGCGAAGGACAAAGCGGCGAAGGAAGCUAAAAAAGCUAAAGAGAAGACCGGUGGUUUUCUAUCAGGAUUAUUCAAAGGCGCUAAACACAGUGCCGAUGAAGCGUCGGCUGACCUUAGUGACUUCCUUGACGAAGCAAAAAGGGAAUCGUCUGUGGAGAAAGACCGUCUACGUGAUGCUGCUGAACAGAAGUUAAUGGACAUCCAAGCUGCAAAGGAUGAAGCUGUUCUGGCGGCCAAAGAUACAAAGUCUAAGGUUGUGACUGCUGUCAAGGACACCAAGGACACUAUCUCCACCGGAGUGUCCGAUGCUACACAGAAGGUGUCUGAUACUGGCAAAGCUGUUGGCGAGAAGAUUGCUGACGGGGCGAAACAUGUUGGAGAGAAAACAGAAGCCGCUGUAAAAGGAGCAGUCGAGGAUACAAAGGCAGCGAAAGAUAAAACGGUGGCAGAUCUAAAAGAUGCUGCUGAUAAAGUCACAACUGCCGCGAAAGACACGAAGGAUAAGGUCAGCGAAAAAGUGGGCGAAGGUGCACAAAAGGUAGCCGAUGCUGGUAAAGCAGUCGGUGAUAAAGUGGUUGAAGGAGCGAAAGAUGCUGAAGCUAAAGUUGAAGCAACUGCACAAGGGGUGGCAGAUGGUGUAAAGGCAGUGAAAGACAAAGUAGUGAAAGAAGUUAAAGAAGACACUGACGCGGUGAAGCAGAAGGUUUCUUCAGGUAUAGACGCAGCAGCAGAUAGUGCAACAGCAGCAAAAGAUAAAGCUGCGAAGGAAGCUAAAAAGGCGAAGGAAAAAACCGGUGGUUUCCUCUCGGGACUUUUCAAGAGCGCAAAACACGCUGCUGAAGAGGUUUCCGAUGAUGUUAAAGAGUUCGUCGAUGACACCAAAAGGGAUGCAGCUAUAGAGGAAGCUCGUGCUCGUGAAGCAGUGGCUGAGACGUUAAAAGAUGUUGACGCAGUAAAAGAUAAAGCAGUGGCUGGUGUAAAAGAUGCAAAAGACAAAACUGUGGGGGCUGUAAAAGACACGAAGGAUAAAAUCAGCGAGAAAGUCACAGAUGGAAUUAAGCAAGUAGAUAAAAAAAUAGAUUCCGCUGCAAAAGGCACAGCCGAGGCUUUGAAAUCAACGAAAGACAAGGUAGUUACUGAUGUCUCUGAUACCAAGGAUAAAGUCGCAACUGCUGCGAAAGAGACGAAAGACAAAGUCACCGAGAAAGUAGCCGAAGGCGCAAAGAAGGUGUCGGAUGCAGGCACCGUUGCAGGAGAAAAAUUAGCGGAUGGCGUAAAGAAAGCUGAGGAGAAAGCUGGUGAAGCUGCACACGAAGUAGCAACUGGCGUGAAAACGACGAAGGAUAAACUGGUGAAAGAGAUUGAAGAAAAUGCCGAGAGCGCUAAACAGAAAGUAUCAUCAGGCAUAAACACCGUUGCGGAUAGCGCGUCUGCAGCAAAGGACAAAACCGCGAAAGAAGCUAAAAAAGCUAAAGAGAAGACCGGAGGCUUCCUGUCUGGAUUAUUCAAAGGAGCGAAACACGCAGCUGAUGAGGUCUCCGACGACGUUAAAGAUUUUCUGGACGAAACGAGGAAGGAAGCUUCCGAAGAGAAAGCUCGCGCGCUGGAAGCAAAGGACAAGGCGGUCGCUGACGUAAAGGAGACGAAAGAUAAAGUCGUAACUUCUGUGAAACACACAAAAGACAAAGUGGAGACGAAGAUCACUGACGGUCUGCAGAAGGUAUCCGACGCUGGCAAAACUGUUGGCGAGAAGGUAGCUGAUGGUGUAAAACAGACUGGAGAAAAAGUGGAAGCGACAACUAAAGAAGUGACUGAUGGGGCGAAAGCAGCGAAAGAUAAAGUGGUUGAGGACGUGAAGGAUGCGAAGGAUAGAACUGCAGCGGCUGUAAAAGAUGCGAAGGACAAAACUGCCGAAGCUAUAAAGGAUACCAAGGAUAAGAUCAGCGAGAAAACUGCCGAGGGAGCACAGAAAGUAACGGACACUGGUAAAAAAGUAGAAGAGAAAAUUGUCAGCGGUGCGAAAGCGGUUGACGAUAAAGCAAAGGAAUUGGCUCGCGAUGUAAGCGAAGGUGCGAAGGCAGCGAAAGACACAGUCAAGAAAGAAGUCAAAGAAGACGCAGCUGCGGUGAAGCAGAAGAUUUCUUCAGGCGUUGAUGCAGUUGUUGAUGGAACGGAGGCAACGAAAGAUAAAGCUGCGAAGGAAGCUAAAAAGGUUAAAGAAAAAACUGGUGGAUUCCUCUCGGGCCUGUUCAAAGGCGCGAAACACGCAGCCGAAGAGGUCUCAGAAGAGGUGAAAGAAUUCGUAGACGAAACGAAGAAGGAAGCUACUGAGGAGGAAGCACGAGCCCGCGAGGCAGUGGACAAAGCCACGAAAGAUAUUGACAAGGCAAAAGACAAGGCAGCUACGGAUUUAAAAGAUGCAAAGGAUAAAGUCACAACGGCUGUAAAAGAUAGUAAAGACAAAGUUAGCGAGAAAGUAUCUGAUGGUAUUAAAACGGUAACUGAUACUGGGAAAGCUGUCGGUGAUAAAGUAAAGGACGGUGUCAAACAAGCAGAAGACAAAACAAAAGCUGCUGUCGAGAAAGUUGCCCAUGGUGUCAAAACAACGAAGGAUACCUUGGUUGCGGAUGCGAAGGAUGCUAAAGACACAGUCGUAACCGCUGCAGUAGAUACGAAGGACAAGAUUGGUGAGAAAGUGUCCGAAGGUGCGCAGAAAAUUAGCGACACUGGGAAAGCAGUUGGCGAUAAAGUAGCUGAAGGUGUGAAAGAAGCUGAGGCAAAGACCAAGGAAGUUGCGCACGACGUGGCCGAUACAGCUAAAGCAGCAAAGGAUAAAGUAGCUGAAGGUGUGAGAAGUGCUGAAGCGAAGACCGAGGAAGUUGCGCAUGGCGUAGCCGAUACAGCUAAAGCAGCGAAGGAUAAAGUAGCUGAAGGUGUGAGAGGUGCUGAAGCGAAAACCAAGGAAGUUGCGCACGACGUGGCCGAUACAGCUAAAGCAGCGAAGGAUAAGGUAGCUGAAGGUGUGAAAGGCGCUGAAGCGAAAACCAAGGAAGUUGCGCACGGCGUGGCCGAUACAGCUAAAGCAGCGAAGGAUAAAGUAGCUGAAGGUGUGAGAAGUGCUGAAGCGAAGACCGAGGAAGUUGCGCAUGGCGUAGCCGAUACAGCUAAAGCAGCGAAGGAUAAAGUAGCUGAAGGUGUGAGAGGUGCUGAAGCGAAAACCAAGGAAGUUGCGCACGACGUGGCCGAUACAGCUAAAGCAGCGAAGGAUAAGGUAGCUGAAGGUGUGAAAGGCGCUGAAGCGAAAACCAAGGAAGUUGCGCACGGCGUGGCCGAUACAGCUAAAGCAGCGAAGGAUAAAGUAGCUAAAGAAAUCAAAGAAGAUACUGAAGCAGUAAAACAUAAGAUCGCAUCUGGAAUAGAUACAGUAGCAGACAGUGCAACUGCAACUAAGGACAAGGCUGCGAAGGAAGCUAAGAAAGCCAAAGAGAAGACCGGUGGAUUCCUUUCCGGUUUAUUCAAAGGCGCGAAACACGCUGCGGAGGAAGUAACAGACGAUGUCAAGGACUUCCUUGAGGAAACUAAGAAAGAAGCUUCAGAUGAGAAAGCUCGUUUGCAAGAUGCGGUUGAAGAUGCAAAAGACAAGGCGGCUACUGGUGUGAAAGAUACGAAGGAUACGGUAAAAGACGCUGCAAGUAAAGUCACAGCCAAAGUCUCGGAUGUUACGCAAAAAGUAUCAGACGCUGGAAAAGCCGCUGGUGAGAAAGUAACCGAGGAAGUAAAGCAUGCAACUGAGAAAACAGAUACCAAAAUUCAAGAACUGGCUGACGAUGCGAAAGCAGCAAAGGACAAAGCGUCUGCUAAAAUCAAAGACGCUGGAGGGAAAGUAACGACGGCUGCCAAAGACACGAUGGAUACUGUCACCGAUAAAGUAGCCGGUGGUAAAGAAAAAUUAUCAGAGGCUGCGAAGGACGUAGGAGAGAAAGUGGCGGAUGGUGUCAAGAUAGCGGAAGCGAAAACUGAAGCGACUGUAAAAGAAGUGGCAGACGGUGCGAAAGCAGUGAAAGAUAAAGUAGCGAAGGAAGUUAAAGAAGACGCUUACACGGUGAAACAGAAAGUUUCUUCAGGUAUGGACACAGCUGCGGAUAGUGCAGCAGCGGCGAAAGACAAGGCUGCGAAAGAAGCCAAGAAGGCGAAGGAAAAGACGGGUGGUUUCCUUUCGGGACUGUUCAAGAGCGCAAAACACGCUGCUGAAGAAGUUUCCGAGGAUGUUAAAGAGUUUGUUGACGACACUAAAAAGGAAGCAGUUGAAGAGGAAGCUCGUGCUCGUGAAGCUGUGGCAGGAAAAUUGAAGGAUGUCGAAGCAGCGAAAGAAAGAGCUGCAGCAGACGUUAAGGAUUCAAAGGACAAAGUUGUAGGUGUUGUCGUAGACGCUAAAGAUAAAGUCAGCGACAAAGUAUCUGGUGCUGUGCAAAAGGUAUCGGAUGCUGGAAAAGCUGUUGGUGAGAAAGUUGCCGAUGGGGCGAAGAAAAUUGAAGAAAGGGCAGACGCUGCUGCUCAUGGUAUGGCCGACAGCGUAAAGGCAGCGAAAGACAAAACAGUCGAGAAAGCGAAAGAUGCUAAAGACGCAGUCGUUGGCAAAGCAUCUGAUACCGUUGAAAAAGUACAAGAUGCUGGUAAAGCUGCGACUGGAAAGGUAGCAGAAGGAAUUACAGAAGUCGGCAAGACCAUCGAUGCUACUGCUGAACAAAUAGCUGAUAGCGCGAAGGCAGCAAAAGACAAAGCUGCAAUGGAUGUAAAAGAUGUUAAAGACAAAACUGUAUCUGCCGUAAAAGACACCAAAGAUAAGAUCAGCGAGAAAGUAUCUGAAGGCGCGCAGAAAGUAUCUGAUACUGGCAAAGCAGUUGGCGAGAAAGUAGCAGAUACCGCAGAGAAAGCUAAAGACAAAACAGAAGCAACAGCUCGUGAAGUAGCUGACAGCGUAAAGUCCGCAAAAGAUAAGGCAGCUAAGGAAAUUAAGGACGAUGCUGAGGCUGUAAAACAAAAAGUUUCAGCCGGAGCUGCAACUGUGGCGGAUAGCGCAGCUGCGGCGAAGGAUAAAGCCGAGAAAGAAGCUAAAAAAGCAAAGGAGAAGACCGGUGGUUUCUUGACUGGACUGUUCAAGGGAGCCAAGCAUGCCGCUGAUGAUGUUUCUGACGAGGUUAAAGACUUCCUGGACGAGACCAAGAGGGAAGCAGCGGAGGAAGAAGCUCGAGCUCGCGAGGCUGCAGCAGCGAAAUUGAAGGAUGUCGAAGCAGCGAAGGACAAAGCAGUCGCAGAAGCAAAGGACGCGAAGGACAAAGUAACAACUGCAGUGAAGGAUACUAAAGAUGCGGUUAGUGGAAAAGUGUCUGAAGCCGCACAGAAGGUAUCGGAUGCUGGGAAAACUGUUGGUGAGAAAGUAGCCGAUGGUGCGAAGAAAAUUGAGGAAAAGGCAGACGCUGCUGCUCACGACGUGGCCGAUAGUGUAAAGACAGCGAAAGACAAAGCAGCCGAGAAAGCAAAAGAUGCGAAAGAUUCCGUUGUGACAGCUGCUAAAGAUACCAAGGAUAAGAUCAGUGAGAAAGUCGUUGAGGGUGCGCAAAAAGUGAGCGACACCGGAAAAGCAGUUACUGACAAAGUUGCCGAAGGUGUUAAGGGUGCCGAAACGAAAACUAAGGAAGUUGCGCACGAUAUAGCUGACACCGCUAAAUCAGCGAAGGAUAAAGUGGCUAAAGAAAUUAAAGAAGACGCUGAAGCAGUAAAACACAAAGUGGAGUCUGGUAUUGACACAGUAACAGAUAGCGCGGCUGCAGCGAAGGACAAGGCAGCGAAGGAAGCUAAGAAGGCUAAAGAGAAGACCGGAGGUUUCUUUUCUGGAUUAUUGAAAAGCGCGAAACACGCGGCGGACGAAGUAUCUGAAGAUGUUAAAGAUUUUGUUGACGAAACGAAAAAGGAAGCUGCUGAAGAAGAAUCUCGUAUACGGGAAUCUCUCUCAGAAAAAGCGAAGGACAUUGAAGCGGCGAAGGAUAAAGCAUCCGCAGAUAUAAAGGACAAGACAGAUAAAGUAAAAGCCACCGCGAAGGAUGUUAAAGACUCAGUUACCGAUAAAGUAUCGCAGGUAACGCAAAAGGUCUCUGACGCAGGUAAUAUUGUCAGCGAUAAAGUCGUCGACGGUGUGAAAGGUGUCGAAGCUAAAACCGAAUCAGCUGCACGAGAUUUAGCGGAAGGAGCCAAAGCCGCGAAGGAUAAAGUGGUCGCGGAUGUGAAGGGUGUUAAAGAUUCUGUCACAUCUGGUACCAAAGAUGCCAAGGAAGCUGUCAGUGAAAAAAUUUCCGAUAGUGUGCAGAAGAUAUCAGAUACCGAGAAAGCUAUAAGCACUAAAAUUACGGAAGGAGUAAAAGGUACAAGUGCAAAAGUAGAAAGUGUUGCGAAAGAUGUCGCAGAUGGGGCGAAAUCGGCGAAGGAUAAAAUCUCGGAAGAUUUGAAACAUGACGCUGACGUUGUGAAGGAUACAGUUUCUUCUGGAAUCCACGCAGUCGCCGACGGUGCUGCAGCGGCUAAAGACAAGGCUGCUAAGGAAACCAAAAAAGCAAAAGAGAAGACCGGAGGUUUCCUGUCAGGACUGAUCAAAGGUGUCAAGCACACAGCGGACGACGUUUCUGAUGAUGUAAAGGAAUUCCUUGACGAAACUAAGAAAGAAGCUGCUGAAGAACAGGCACGUGCUCGCGAAGCGAUCUCUGAAAAAGCGAAAGAAAUCGACGCUACAAAACAGAAAGCUAUUGACGACGUCGAAGCCGCUAAAGACAGGACUGCAGCUGGUAUGAAGGAUGCCAAGGAUAAAAUCAGUGGGAAGAUAACUAGCACUGUGCAAUCAGUGUCAGACGCUGGCAAAUCCGUUGGUGAGAAUGUUGUUAACGGCGCGAAAACUGCAGAGGCGAAAACCGAGGCUGCUGUUAAGGAAGUUGUUAAAGACGCUAAAGCAACCAAGAUGAAAGUAGCGAAAGACACUAAGGAUGUUGGUGGGAAAGUUGCAACCGCGGCGAAGGAUACGAAAGACAAGAUCACUGAAAAGUUAUCUGGAACUGCUCAUGCGAUAUCGGAUGCAGGCAAAACUGUCGGCACUAAAAUUGCGGAAGGUGCGAAGAAAACGGAAGCGAAAGUGGAAACCGCUGCUAAAGACGUGGCUGAUGGUGCAAAAUCAGCAAAAGAUAAAGUGGCCACGGAAGUUGAGGAAGACGCUGCCGCUGCGAAACAGAAAAUAGUUGAUGGUACGAAAUCGGUGAAGGACAAAGUUGCGAAGGAAGGUAAAAAAGCGAAGGAGAAAGGCGGCGGCUUCCUCUCAGGUUUGAUUAAGAGUGCGAAGCACGCAGCUGAAGAAGUUUCUGAAGACGUUAAAGAAUUCGUCGACGAGACGAAGAAGGAAGCUGUCGAAGAAGAAGCUCGUGUUCGCGAAGCGGUUUCUGAAAAAUUAAAAGACGUCGACGUUGCUGCGGAUGAAGUUGCAGCAGAUGCAAAAAAAGCCAAGGAUAAAGUUAAGAGCGAUGUUAAAGGUGUUAAGGAUAAAGUGAGCGGGGGAGUGACGCAAGUUGAGAAAAAACUAGAUUCUGCUGCGAAAGACACGGCUAUGGCUUUGAAAUCAGCGAAAGACAAGGCGGUUGCUGAUGCUUCCGAUGCCAAGGAUAAAAUUGCAACUACUAUGAAAGAUACAGAACACAAAGUCACGGAGAAAGUAACUGAAGGUGUUCAGAGAAUAUCAGGCACCGGCAAAGCUGUUGACCAGAAGGUGUCUGACAGUAUGAAACAGACAAAAGAAUUCAUCGGAAGCGUCCCUCAGGGAGUAGUCACUGUCACACACAAAGUUGUAGAUAGUGGAAAGUCUCCCGGAGACAAAUUGCAGAGUCCAAUAGUCAGCAGCGACUCGCGGAGUGCUAUGACUGCAUUCUUGGAUGAAAUGAGACGCGAUGCUAGGUGGGACAAAGCGUAUCAAGAACAACCCGACGAACACACAUACGAGAAUGUUGAUAGUUCCAUGUUCGUUCGCGAAAAGAGUAAACCUGAAUCUAAGGGAAUAUCGAUAUCAAGUCCACAGGUCACAAAAGAUGUAAUGUCGACGACGAAAACGGUCAAGACUUCGUUUACCGAGACUUACGAGCCGUUAAUUUCUUUUACGGAUUCCGCGUCGCCGACCAGGUCGGAUGAAUCGAAAUCGUCGAAAGUAUCUCGCAUUCCACAAAAAGUUAGUUCCUCCUUCGAGCGAAGAAGUAGCCCUAGCAGCUGCUCGUCGGACGAUAGUACUAGUACAGUUAGGGUAGUUAACGUUGUUAAAGAAGUAGAGCACCUCGAACCUCGCAUACGACAGACCGUCACCACAGUCGUAACAAAAAAGUCUGUGCGGACGGCGACGACCCCACCACCCAGUCCCGCCGAGUACACUGACAGUAGAAUCGAAGAAGACGUUACCGAAGAAGCAGCGAGACGAGCGCAGACUUUAGCCGACCAAGCACACUCGAUGGCCAAAUCAGGGCAUGAUUCGGCUGAGAUUGAUGGGACUGUAGAGAGGCAUGCUACUUCUGCUCCAUCAAAGCAACCUGUUCCCGCCCCGCGACACUCUACUACCAGGUCGUCCAUCAAAACAGACUUUCAUCUAGACCUCGGUGAUACCUCGUGCACCCCGUACAGUCCCAAACAAAAGAGCAAAGAUUCGUCCAAGCAGAUUCAGGAACAGCACUCGCCGGACAAGACUACCAGCCCAAAGAGUAAGAUACCAAUCAAGCUAAAGAAAUCGAUGCAGAACGAAAAAAUGAGCAAAAUGUUGACGAGCACCGAGCCUAGUAUAACUGAAAUGCUAGAUAGCGACCAGCCGGUAGACACCGAUCGUUCAAAACCCGCUGAUGAAAAGAUGCUCAAAGAAACACAAAAGGAAAUGCAAGAAGAAAUUAAGGAGAAGAGUGACUCGGUAGAGCCCGAAGUAGAAAGCAAAUUAGACGUACGCGAUUCUGAGAAGCCUGAGAGAUCGAGCGGUACCAUAGCGAGAAUCGAAACUGUAGUAACGAAGGAAGGUACGGAGAAACCGAGUAAAAGCGACGAGACGACUCGCACGAUGAUAUCCAAAGUUCAGAAAACCGUGACAGGAGAGGUCGUAUCGAAAGAGACCGUCGUGAAGACGAUGACAACCGUCCGUUCUUUCAUGACGGAAUCCGGCAUGACGCAAACCAGUCGGUUCACGCGAAUACCAAUGUCUACUGGUGAUUACGGGGACAUACCUAUACCGGUUGUAAAGAGUCGCGACGCGCCGCCGAUCGGUGUCGGACAGGCGUCGAUGAAGGCGGCAAAGAGCGAGAUGUCGGAGCCGUGGAUCCACGGCAGCGUGCCCGAGGAUAAGGCAGAGCAAUGGGAGAGCCAGACGGUCUCCCAAGAUACGUCGCCCGGUUCCGGAAACGACGUGUACACGAAAAACGGUAGCUCGCGUCACGAUUUGAACAGCGACACCGAUAGUGACGGUUCGCCACGAUCGAGGAGGAGGUCCCCGAGCAAGAGGUGUACGCUGGGCAGUUCCAGCGGGUCUGAUGUAGCACUGCACGAAGGUGCGGAGCUGUCCCCGUUGGAGGACGACCAAGGUACCGCACUCACAGCUAACCUUCUAAUGACAGAAACAGAGAGUUCGGUAAAGUCAAUUUGCUCGGGCACACAACGAAGUACGGUUGAGGGAACGCCCAGGACGAAGACUUCCGGUAGAAUGGGCUGCGCGUGUUGGAUGAGCGUAGCAGCCGCUACAUUGGUCCUCAUACUAGCAAUUAUUAUUGCCUUGGAGCCACGAACAUUCCAACGUGCCAUCUACACCCUCUCUAACAAUGUCCCGAGGCAAGCUGGAAUCUGACUUUUUGCAACUUAGCGAGCCAUCCUACAUGGAAACGACAACGACGGAAGAAGACCCUGAAACGCAUGAAAG